Molecule: messenger RNA, 1092 nt
Organism: Drosophila bipectinata
Lineage: Eukaryota; Metazoa; Arthropoda; Insecta; Diptera; Drosophilidae
Gene: Zaf1
Product: ZAD and Architectural Function 1
Biological process (GO): embryo development; regulation of transcription by RNA polymerase II; urogenital system development
Cellular component (GO): nucleus
Molecular function (GO): RNA polymerase II transcription regulatory region sequence-specific DNA binding; DNA-binding transcription factor activity, RNA polymerase II-specific; zinc ion binding
Source: RefSeq, a predicted model, not a curated record
AAUGAUGGUUUGCCGGACCAGAUAUGCACUGCCUGCUUAGAGAAAUUGGAGGGAAUGCAGCAGUUUAUCAGUGAAUGUAAAAGUUCAGAAGAUCACCUCAGAAAUCUUGUACACAAGACCAUGUUAUCCGCUGCCACUUUUCAGCCCAAAGAGCCGGUUACUAGUCAGAGAAAACGUGCUAGGAAGCAAACCAUGGAAGAGAGAUUCAUCGGAAAACUGCCUUUAAAAACUAAACCCAUCGAACCUACCGAAAAAUGCGUGAAAAGUACGCUUAUAGAUACAUCUCAUAUAGAAUUAGAAGAGGACGUUUCGGAGAAGUACCUAUUUUCCAUUAACGAUAACUUGGAAGACCAAAAACCCAAUAUGGAGGAAGAGUUCGCCGUCAGUAACUUGGUAGAGGAGGGAAAUGACUUGGAGACUUCUUCGCAGACAAGCACCAUGGUCAUAACCAUAGACAGUGGAACCGAUGCACAGGAAGCCAGUGAUGGAGAUAUCGGCACGCCAAAGUCUGAUUCAGCCAUUGAAUAUAAUAUAGACCUAGGGAUCGCCUGUGCGCCGCAAAGGCACAUAUGUCGCAUCUGCAGCAACUCGUAUCCCAAUGCAUCUCAACUCAAUUCCCACCUUCGGUCGCAUCGAGGCGAAAAGUCUUUUGAGUGCGAAUUUUGUGGCAAGAAAUUUAAUGCCGCCUGCAAUCUUACUACCCAUGUACGAACGCACACUGGCGAGAAGCCCUUCGAAUGUGAUUUCUGUAAGCGACGAUUCGCUGAUCGCAGCACACAUCGCAAACACGAGAGAAUGCACACCAAUGAACGUCCAUACCUAUGCGGUAUUUGCGGAAAGGCUUUCUCUCUCUCCACCUCGCUGAAGGCUCACUAUUUCUCACACUCUUCUGAAAAGCCGCAUAAAUGCGCCAUCUGUAGCAAAGGAUUCCGCCUGCGACACCAGCUUAAGGCACACGAGAAGACACAUGUGAACCGAGGGGAAGUGGCCAUAUCAAUACCCCAAGAGGAAUAUGAUAUAUUAGCAACAAGCUAACAAAUACAAUAGUAUAAAUUUUAUUAAUAAUUACAUUAAUUGUCUUUUUCUCUGUUU